Messenger RNA from Apis dorsata (giant honeybee), 1990 nucleotides. It is a transcript of the gene Vha16, whose product is annotated as V-type proton ATPase 16 kDa proteolipid subunit. Gene Ontology annotation, biological process: proton transmembrane transport. The record is from RefSeq and is a predicted model, not a curated record. Gene Ontology annotation, cellular component: proton-transporting V-type ATPase, V0 domain. The transcript has 3 exons. Gene Ontology annotation, molecular function: proton-transporting ATPase activity, rotational mechanism. Lineage: Eukaryota; Metazoa; Arthropoda; Insecta; Hymenoptera; Apidae. The coding region runs from base 302 to 772 and encodes 156 amino acids.
UAUAGCGCGACUGACGUCAGAUAUAAAAGAUGAAAGACGGCACAGGAUUCGCUUGCAACGCUGUAGUCCGCAGUCGCGAGCCAAUGGCAAGAGAAUAGACAUUACCAAGCUUCGGCAGCCUCUUCUUCUCUCACUCGUCACUCGUCACAUGACCCGCACUCCUGCACGAUAAGCCAUAUUUGACAGUGGCACUAGUUUAGCGAAGUGAGUGCGUGAAGAUCGCUCUUCAUCCGACGUUCGCGUUUCGACAACCUGUAAAUACUCGUGAUCGAUUUGACCUACGAGUCUUGAACACAUCACAAUGUCCGACGAAGAUCAUCCUAUUUAUGCGCCCUUCUUUGGAGUAAUGGGCGCUGCCUCAGCCAUUAUAUUUUCUGCUUUAGGAGCAGCAUACGGCACAGCAAAGUCAGGUACAGGAAUUGCAGCUAUGUCUGUUAUGAGGCCAGAACUUAUCAUGAAAUCAAUUAUUCCUGUUGUUAUGGCUGGUAUCAUUGCCAUUUAUGGUCUUGUAGUAGCUGUUCUAAUUGCUGGUGGUCUAGAAGAACCUAAAGGAUAUACUUUAUUCAAGGGUUUUGUACAUCUGGGUGCUGGUUUAGCCGUAGGUUUUUCUGGUUUAGCUGCUGGAUUUGCUAUUGGUAUUGUUGGUGAUGCAGGUGUAAGAGGUACCGCACAACAACCUCGCCUGUUUGUCGGUAUGAUCUUGAUUCUAAUCUUCGCAGAAGUAUUGGGUCUCUAUGGUCUCAUCGUUGCCAUCUACUUGUACACCAAGUAAAACAAUUUUAGUAGCAGGAAUGCAAGACUCGUCGCCUGCAACCAACAACGUUCCCCGACUCUUAAAAUAUUACGACUUGUUUCGAGAUUUUACUUAAACACAUUUUUUCCAUGCAUACUCACAUUGAUUCAUCUAAGCAUCCUUCUGUAAUACUGUAUUCAAGUUGAUAUUAGAGUCCAAGCAUUUAAUAAGUACAUAUUCAUUACAUAAAUGACAUAAUUGUUGAUAAAUACUGCAAACAAGUAACAAGAGUGCUGAAAAUCUAAUUAAUUGAGUAAAUAUUUUGAAUUGAAAACAAAUAAUUCUCUCUCUCAGUCUUGCAUGAAGAGGAUGUAUGUACAGAAAAGCAACAGGCGACAGGGAGUUAUACUAAAGAAAGACCUUAAAUAUCCCAUGUCGAACAUUUCUCUUUCACUGUAUAGUAAUCAUUUGUAGUGUAGUUUGACAUUGAAUUAUCAAUUAAGAUAAUCGGCUCUACUGAGUGUAUAAAAGAAAAAAACUGUUAAUGAUAAAAGAAUAUUUAGCACAAUUAUAUAUAUUAAAUGAGAUUGAAGUGACAGUAUACAGAUUGCAAAUGAAUGUCUUUUAUGACAAAAAAAUAUGAAAUUGUAAUAUCUGAAUUAGAAAGUGAAAAGAAUACGCAAGAUUGCGCGUAAGAAACAGCAUAAUAUGUGAUGGUUGUACAAACUUUAUCUUAAACAGAAAAAGAACAUAGAUAUUGUACAAUCGAAACUAUAAGACACAAAGUAUAGUAUGUGGAAUGAAGUUUUUAGGGAGAAAAAUGAAAUGAAUGUGAGUAGAUAAUGGACAGAUACAUGAUAGUAUUAAGUCAAUUCAGAAGCUGCUGGACGUAUCAGGAAUUUGCACUUAUUAUAGGUAGCAAUGUAUGUAUGGUUUACAAAAUAAUUUUGGGUGACUGCAAAGGCCAGCGGUAAUUUCCCUCUUUCAGCUAAACAUGCUUAUUUCACAUUUCAUUAGAUAUAUAUAUAUGCAUAAAUAUAUAUGUUAAUGAAGUGACAAGUAUGUUGAUGCAACACAAAAAAAUAAUUCCAUACGUUCCAGCAGAUGUAUGACUACCUAAGAAAAGGAGUUACGAGAUAAUAAUGGUAAAAAAAAAUAAUUUGUACAUUCCAUAAUAAGUUUGUUCAGUACAGGCGAGCGGGCGCUUAUAAUGCCGCAACAAAUGUAAAUUUUUUGGGUAAAAAAAAAAAAAAAAAA